UGCUGUGUGAGCAACCAAAGAACUGGCCGCUGUGACUAGUGUCUAGUGGUGCCUGUGGUGGUGGAUGUGUAAAAUAGUAGUUGCCAAACUUUCGCAGUGAGUGUUCGUGCGUGAUUUUUUGCUACGACUGCUUGGUCGCCAUAACAAUGAAAGGAAAGGUUCAAACAGUAUGUGGCGUGGUGGACCCCGAUGUCUUGGGCAAGACUCUUACCCAUGAGCAUCUCUUCAUGGAGUUCGACGUUGCCUACACGCCUGCAAGAGAGCACGAAAGACAACUGGAGCUCUGUGAGUUCUCCAUGGAGAACCUGGGCUGGAUCAGGCAGAACCCGUACAGCCACAAGUUGAACAUCAAGCUCAGUGAUCCGCCGACAACGGCUGCCAUAGCGAAUGAAAUGGCCACCUACAAGAAGUUUGGUGGAGGAACCAUCGUUGAAAACAGCACUAAAGGACUCAACAGAAAUGUCAACUUCUUGCGAGAAUUGUCCAAAAACUACGGUGUCCACAUCAUAGCUGGGACAGGUUACUAUGUCAGUGCGGCUCAAGACAAACAGACUAUGAAAGAAUCUGUGGAGGAAAUGGUGAACUUUAUGGCGAAGGAGCUCACUGUUGGCAGCGAGGAAUGUGCUGAUAUCAAAUGCGGGAUCAUCGGUGAAAUAGGCUGUUCAUGGCCUCUGCAUGACUUUGAACGUCGUGUCAUUAAGGCGGCGGGUGAAGCCCAGUCCACCAUUGGAUGCCCAGUGAUGUUUCACCCAGGGCGUCAUCACGAAGCACCCGAGGAGAUCCUGCGUCUUUACUGCGAGGCCGGCGGCUCCGUCAGCAAAAUGGUGAUGGGCCAUCUAGAUCGUACUAUACACGAACUGGACGCUCUGUUGGAAUUUGCGUCUCUGGGUUGCUUCUGCGAGUACGACCUCUUCGGCAUCGAGACCUCGCACUACGCGCUGAAUCUUGCCGUGGACAUGCCCUCGGAUGCCCAGAGGAUCGCUCGCAUCAGGCACCUUGUAGACAACGGUUUUGGAGAGAAGAUUCUCUUGGCUCAUGACAUCCACACCAAACACCGCUUGGUAGCUUUCGGUGGCCAUGGGUUCUCCCACAUAUUCAACAACGUGGUCCCGAAAAUGCUGGAUCGAGGCAUCUCCCAGGAUGCUAUUGACAGAAUGCUUAUUCACAACCCUAAAAACUGGCUUGCUUUUGCAAAGUAAGACUACAGAUUUUGUGUAUCACUGGAUGAGUUGUUACGUAAGAAGAUAUAUAAAAGUCUAUAGCUGUAGAAUCAGAUUCAGUGAUGUUAGCAAGUAUUUUGUUAUAAAGUAUGCAGGAUGAGAAUCAACCCUUAUAACGUCCUUUAUUUCUAUAUAAAAAAAAAGUAACUUAGGUAAGGUGGUGAAGGAGAUUAAAUCUUGCCUUCAUAUUUCAGACAUUUGGGAUUUCUGUCGGGAUACCAUGUAGUAUCAAAUUCAUCCUUUAUUUCUCUAGGUCUUUUUUGGUAGCUUGCUUUAUGUCUUAACAAUUAAAAAUGUAUCAUGAAUAAAACCUUUUUUUUUU
Messenger RNA from Macrobrachium nipponense, 1542 nucleotides. Its product is annotated as phosphotriesterase-related protein-like. The record is from RefSeq and is a predicted model, not a curated record. Bases 147 to 1199 code for a protein of 350 amino acids. Lineage: Eukaryota; Metazoa; Arthropoda; Malacostraca; Decapoda; Palaemonidae. Gene Ontology annotation, biological process: catabolic process. Gene Ontology annotation, molecular function: hydrolase activity, acting on ester bonds; zinc ion binding. The transcript is spliced from 7 exons.